This is a messenger RNA of Camelina sativa (false flax), 1249 nucleotides long. Its product is annotated as peroxidase 1-like. Gene Ontology annotation, biological process: response to oxidative stress; hydrogen peroxide catabolic process. The record is from RefSeq and is a predicted model, not a curated record. Gene Ontology annotation, molecular function: peroxidase activity; heme binding. NCBI's taxonomy places the organism in Eukaryota, Viridiplantae, Streptophyta, Magnoliopsida, Brassicales, Brassicaceae.
AAGCUUCUCUGACCUUUCUUGGCUAACACUCAAUAGAGCUAACAAGCCAAAAAAAAAAAAGAAAGAGGGAGCAGUAAUGGCGAUUAAGAACCUUCUUGCUCUUUUGGUUCUUGUCAGCGUUCUUGGAGUUUCAGUCGCUCAUAAGGGUCGUCUUGACCUUAACUACUACAAACACAGGUGUCCCGACGCAGAAGCCAUUGUCCGUCGUGUCACAAUUCAAUAUGUCUCUCGCAAGCCAAGUCUUGCUGCCGCUCUUCUAAGGAUGCAUUUCCAUGAUUGUUUCGUCAGAGGAUGUGAUGGUUCCAUUCUUCUGAAAUCUCCAAACAAUGAUGCGGAAAGAAACGCUGUCCCCAACCUGUCCCUGAGAGGCUAUGAAGUGGUCGAUGCCGCUAAGUCAGCGCUCGAGAAGAAGUGUCCCGGUGUGGUUUCUUGCACUGAUGUUCUCUCCUUAGUCGCCAGAGACGCCGUCGUAGUUAUCAACGGACCAUGGUGGCCUGUUCCAUUGGGUAGGAGGGAUGGUCGCAUCUCAAGACUCGCUGAUGCUAAUAGUCUACCAUCCCCUUUCGCCGGAAUAGCUGCACUGAAGCAAAACUUCUUCGCCAAGGGCCUAAACACUAAAGACCUUGUCGUCCUUUCAGGGGGUCACACCAUUGGAAUCUCUAACUGCGGUCUCAUCAACAGCCGUAUCUACAACUUCACCGGCAGAGGCGAUUUUGACCCGGCGAUGAACCCAAGCUACGUCAGGACAUUGAAGAAAAGGUGCAAGCCUACUGAUUUCAGGAGCGCAGUGGAGAUGGACCCCGGCAGUGUCAAGAAGUUUGACUCUCACUACUUCAACAUUGUGGCUCAAAAGAAGGGUCUUUUCACAUCUGACUCAACACUUCUCGAUGACCCAGAGACCAAAAGCUACAUCGAGACACAGGUUUCUACUGGUGGGUCUUCAUUCGCCAAAGAUUUCUCGGACUCGAUGCUCAAACUCGGUUUCGUCGAGAUCCUCACCGGGAAUCAGGGUGAGAUCAGGAGGAGAUGCGCCUUCCCUAACUAAGUUUUGUCGAUCAAAACAAAACUGAUGUAUUUCUUUGAAUGAUUUGAUUCCAGCAGUUUUUUUAACAAUAUUUCUUUCUAUUUGUAUGUUUUUUUCUUUUUCUUCCAAGUCUGACUGUUUCAGACAGACAGAGUAUUCCAGUUUCCUUUGUAUGAUCUGUUUUGAAGUCUAAUAAAAGUUAAAGACUAUUUCUUUGGCACUGAA